AUGACCACCGCCCAUAGACCUACCUUUGAUCCUGCCCGUGGCAAAGAGGCCCUGCGCGGCCCAGCCUACCACCAACGCCUCCUCCCAGCCCACACCCAGCUCAAGUACCGAAAAGCCGGCCAGGGCGGCGACGCCGACGACGAGCCUGCGCGCGACCUCGCCGCGGAGCUUCUCGCCGCCGAGGCAGCCCACUUCAAGAAGAAGAGGCACAACAGCGGCGUCUUGGCCCCCGAGGACGACGAGGAUGACGAUGACGACGCGGAGGUGACGGCCGUUCGUCGAGGGGAGAAGAGGUCGCAGUCUGCGAACAAUGGCGAGGAGGAGGGAGAAGAAGAUCAGGAGGCGAAACGGAGGAGGAUACUGGAGGAGAGUAGGGAUAUCGAUGCGGAUGAUGAUAGUGAGGAGGAGGAAGAUAGUGAUGAGGACGAUGAUAGCGAGGAUGAUGAGGAUGCGGAGCUGCAGCGAGAAUUGGAAAGAGUGCGGAGAGAGCGUGAAGAGAAGAAGAAGAAAGAGGAAGAAGAGCGAGCGAGAGAAGAGCAGGAAGCCCGAGAACGAGACAUUGCACUCGGUAACCCCCUCCUGAACAAGCAGGAUUUCACAAUGAAGCGCCGAUGGGACGAUGACGUUGUGUUCAAGAACCAGGCCAGGGGGACGGAGGACAAGAAUAAGAAGAAGGAGUUUGUGAAUGACAUGUUACGGUCUGAUUUCCAUAGACGGUUCAUGAGCAAGUAUGUUCGAUAA
This is a messenger RNA of Trichoderma citrinoviride, 741 nucleotides long. Its product is annotated as Cwf15/Cwc15 cell cycle control protein. The record is from RefSeq and is a predicted model, not a curated record. The coding region runs from base 1 to 741 and encodes 246 amino acids. Gene Ontology annotation, biological process: mRNA cis splicing, via spliceosome. The transcript has 4 exons. Gene Ontology annotation, molecular function: RNA binding. Gene Ontology annotation, cellular component: catalytic step 2 spliceosome. NCBI's taxonomy places the organism in Eukaryota, Fungi, Ascomycota, Sordariomycetes, Hypocreales, Hypocreaceae.